UUUCAUAGCAGGUGACUUUCAGAGAUAUUUUCCGUCGUCAAUUUCAUCGCCGUCCCGAUUUCAUUUGGGCUUUAGAACUUCUCUCUCAGUUGGGUUUCUCUCUGAGCAGAGCUUUCUCCGGAAGAUUUCAACGUUUUCUGUCCAGUUUUGGGAAUUUCUUCUGCUGUAAUUUCAUCAGAUUUCGGAGUGCUUUUAUUCUGAAGGUUUCUCUUUUUGGAUCUACUGGUCUGAAUCUCAAUUAAUCCUAGUUUUUCUUCUCUUUGAACCAAUUUCAAAGCUAGCAAUCAUUUUCACAAGGUGAAAGUUCACAGUGCUUCAAAGGAUUCUCUGGUGAUUACGAGUUUGCUGCGCAUCUCUUAAUGGAUACGGUAAUGGAUCUGAACAAAGCGAUUCAAGAGAUGUCAAUUGCAGAUGAUAAACCUCUGGUUCUUCCAAAUCAAGCUAAGUUUUGUUCUACGGAGAAGAAUCACUGCAGUAUCAUGGGAAGAUUUCUGAAUCCUAGUAAUCAAAGGAUGUCUAAUUGGAUCUUAGACAUGCCCAGAAUUUGGAGAUUAAAUAACAGGGUUCGUGGAGUGGCUUUAUCUCAAGAAAUAUUUCAAUUUAUUUUCAAAUCAGAAGAUGACUUAGUUGAAAUCUUAAAGACAGGAGUUUGGACUCAAGAUGACUGGUGCGUGGUAAUGGAAAAAUGGAUUGAAAAGCCUCCGGUGGACUACUUGAUGUUUCUUCCAACUUGGAUCCGUCUUCGUAAUAUUCCAGUCAAUUAUUACAUGGAGGAAACAAUUAAGGAGAUUGCAAAAUGUGCUGGAGAGGUGUUACAGGUUCUCUUUGAUUCUGAAAAAUCUCAAGCUCAAGAUUAUGUUCGAGUGAAUGUUUUACUUGAUGUUCGCAAUCCCCUGAGAAACUCAAAAGAACUGCAGCUUCCUGAUGGGGAGAUAGUUCUCAUAAGUUUUGAUUAUGAAAGGAUACGAAAAAGCUGCUUCCAAUGUCAAAGAUUAAUUCAUGAGAAGAAUAUGUGUCCGUUUCACAAAAUAGAAGAGAAAAAUCAUUCUUCUUCCUUACCAACCAUCACUGAAAAGAACAAAGGUUUAUUGCUUCCUACUAGUGAGCAACCUCAACCAUCCCAAGCUUUACCUAAAUUGCUAGCUGAUGCCAUGAAAGAAGCAACUCCUUCAAAGCAGUUAGUCUCACAAGGAAAUAAAGAUCUUGCGAUAUUUCCAGGUUUCUCUGCAUCUGAUUUUUAUAAAGACUUCAAUGAAGGUUUUUCUGAAGCAGGCUCCUCCGGUUUGAGUAUGAGACAAAAAAAUCUGAGAAAGAGGAAACCUUCUGUUCAAAACUCCAUGACUGAUUUAGCAGAAGAAGCACAUGUUAGUAACUCUACUCAUCACAUUCAGUUUGAUAAAGUUUUCAAGAGGAAAUCUCAGAUUUCAGAAAGUCAAGCUUCAAAAUGCUUAAAGACAGAUCAAACUACAGUGGUUCCUGAUGAACCACCGAUGUAUCAGUAGGGCAUCUUAAGCUG
Messenger RNA from Arabidopsis lyrata subsp. lyrata, 1516 nucleotides. RefSeq lists its product as uncharacterized. The transcript has a single exon. The record is from RefSeq and is a predicted model, not a curated record. Bases 360 to 1502 code for a protein of 380 amino acids. NCBI's taxonomy places the organism in Eukaryota, Viridiplantae, Streptophyta, Magnoliopsida, Brassicales, Brassicaceae.